Messenger RNA from Aaosphaeria arxii CBS 175.79, 2787 nucleotides. RefSeq lists its product as uncharacterized. The coding region runs from base 108 to 2435 and encodes 775 amino acids. The transcript has 4 exons. NCBI's taxonomy places the organism in Eukaryota, Fungi, Ascomycota, Dothideomycetes, Pleosporales. The record is from RefSeq and is a predicted model, not a curated record. Gene Ontology annotation, cellular component: cytoplasm.
AUCAAACGCCGCCAUUCAUUGUACAUUUACAUUUAAGGCAGCAGAUUUCUCAGAUGGAUAUCGACUAUCCUCUCUGAUACCCCAAUGCUACACCAUAAGUCGCCGCUAUGACGAGGUUACAACUAUAUGUCGCGGGUUCGACUGUUCUCGCGAACAUCGUCCUCUUGCGUGCAUACUAUGAGCGACCCAACUUUUACUCCGCUGCCGUCUACAUCUCGCAGAGCACCGGCUCUCUUAUGUUCCUGAUCAAUCUUGCGCUCAUAAUUACUGGAAGUAUUGGCUAUGGACUCCAACGGCUGUUCUAUGGGCCACUCCGCGCGAUCGAAACCGAACAGCUUUACGACAAAGCAUGGUUCGCUGUCAGCGAGACGUUAUUGGCGAUGACCAUAUUUCGGGAUGACAUUGGUAUAUGGUUCUUUGCUAUGUUCCUGUGUCUCUUGGGAGGAAAGGUUUGGCAGUGGAUCGGCGAAGGCCGAGUGGAAUACCUUGAGCAACAACCGCCAGCAAACCCGCGCCUUUUCCACAUACGGCUCAUGAGCUCGCUGCUCUUCUCCGUGGCAUUCGACGUAGUCAUGAUGCAAUACUGCAUCGAUCACAUCCUUCAGAAUGCGCGCCCCGGCGUGAUGGUCAUGUUUGGAUUUGAAUACGUGCUACUCGCAAUAGCUUCGAUUUCAAGUCUCCUACGAUAUGCUCUAUCGCUUGUAGAAAUUGUCGUUGUCCAUCGACAAGAAAAGGCCCGAGUGGAAGCUCGACGACUCUCAAGAGAACGCGCACGAGAGCAGGCAGCUGCAUCCGAAAAUGCUGGCGAACCAACGGAACAAAUUGAAGAGGAUGAAGACGAAGACGAGGGGGACGUUCCCGGCUGGGAAGAGAAGGGGCGAUGGGUGUUCUACCUCGAUCUUGCCACAGACUUCAUCAAGUCCGUUGUCUAUAUUGGCUUCUUUAUGAUUCUGAUGGCCUUCUACGGCAUUCCUCUUCACAUUAUGCGCGACUUGUUCAUGACCUUACGUUCCUUCAUCAAACGAGUGAACGAUUUUAUCCAGUACAGAAACGCAACACGAGAUAUGAACGCACGCUACCCCGAUGCGACAGUGGAGGAACUGGAGCGGGAGAACACAUGUAUUGUCUGCCGAGAAGAGAUGCGACCGUGGAAUCCCGAUGGAGCAGCAGCCGGACAACAAGCUGGAAGACGUGUGGACGAACGACAACGGCCCAAAAAGCUGCCAUGUGGACAUAUAUUGCAUUUCAGCUGCCUCCGAAGCUGGUUGGAAAGGCAACAAGUGUGUCCUACAUGUCGCCGUCCUGUUCUUGUUGGAGGAGCCCAAAACAACCAAAACACACAGGCAAAUGCAGGAAACCAAAACCCACAGAAUCAAGCAAAUGCGCAACAACUAAGAGGGUUUGCCAAUCUUCGAAAUGAUCUCCAAAAUCAGAUUCAGCGUGGCCAGCCUGGAGCCCCGCCGCCUCAAGCUCCCAACGGUGCGCAACAACAAGGAGACCAGCCGGGUGGAAAUAUGCGGGUGUACAACUUCGGGCCCAUUCGACUCGCGCUUGGCCGCUUUCCCAACGCGCAGGAGGCUGUCAAUAACCUGAACGCGAACGGCAUGCAUAAUGCUGCGCAACAGGUUGCACAAAACCUCGAUCAGGGUCAGAACCAGGCUCAAAACCAGCAUCAGACCCCCGUUCAGGAUCAUGAACUAGGCUUACCUCAGCUACCCGGGCUCGAGGGAGGACUGCCACCCGCGGUCUAUCCGCACCAUCCUACUGAUAUACAGGCCGACAUUCUACGCCUACAGUACAACAUCAUAAGCUCCCUCCGGCAACUUAACAUUCAGCAUAGUCAGUUAGAAUACAUUCACGCACUGCUUGGCGAGCUCAAUCGGCUUCAGCAAGCAUCUGGUAUCACAGCAGCUAGCGGUCAAGAGCUGCCCAUCAUUGCACCUCUAAGUCAGAACUUGGGAUUCAAUACGACAAGUCCUCAGGCAUACUUUUCCAGCGGACCUGUUCUACGACAAGGUGACACAGGACUUCCCGAAGGACUGGUCUUGCCUGAGGGCUGGACACUGAGGCCAAUGGCUCCGUCAUCACAACCAACGAAUGACCAACUCCCUUCGUUCUUACCCAAUGACGUAGCCACCGGGGCAGUAGGUGGGGAGCAAUUACCAUCUUCUUCAACAUCGAGCGCGCCAGCCCAGGCUGAGCAAGAACAGCAGCCAUCAUCGUCUGCACCGCCAACAGAAUCGAGUCCUGGAGAAACAACAUCUAAGCAAGCCGAGCCCAGCUCAUUAGAAUCUAGUUGGAGCUUCGGAAAUUUACCGGGGGCCAACGUGGCGGAAGGUUCUAGCUCUGCGGUUGCGGAGCGCGGUACCGAAGGCGAGGACGUCACGCGGCGACGGGCGGUCACGGUCGAAGACGUAGAAGACAACGAACAAUAGGGACGAAACAUUGGUGGCAUCUCAGGCAUGCAUAGCGAGGCGUUUCAGGAUUAGGGAAGAAGCUCAGAAUAGCUUCGAUGGUGGAUCGCAUCCAUCGUGAAGAUGGUCGUUAGCGGUUCAACAUGAUCAUUCCACUUGUCUGUCAUAGGAAAUAUCAAUCUCGUUAUUGGACAAGAGACGAGGCAAUUAUCACAAGAAAUGCCGAACCCUUGGUCACCAUGGUGUGUGUUGUCUACGUGUUGACGUCCUAAGGCAGCAAAUGAAGCAUGCUUAUCAACCCGGCCGAAAUGAAUUACUGACAGCGUGCAUGCACAUGCAGACUGUUCACCCCACACCGCAGAUGUAGAUACGU